This is a messenger RNA of Orbicella faveolata, 618 nucleotides long. RefSeq names its product palmitoyltransferase ZDHHC4-like. Gene Ontology annotation, molecular function: protein-cysteine S-palmitoyltransferase activity. Gene Ontology annotation, cellular component: Golgi apparatus; endoplasmic reticulum. Lineage: Eukaryota; Metazoa; Cnidaria; Anthozoa; Scleractinia; Merulinidae. Gene Ontology annotation, biological process: peptidyl-L-cysteine S-palmitoylation; protein targeting to membrane. The record is from RefSeq and is a predicted model, not a curated record.
AAUAAACAAAAAUGGCGGACGGAGCAGAUUGAUUCGCAAGAAGGAUGGAUUUUCUUUUAAUGGCGGUGUUGUAUACUCUCUUUUUUGUGGGGCUGUCGUACAUCAUUUUCCUCGGAAGGUCUGGAUAUCAUCGGGGUGGCUGGGUUGGUCUGCUCCGAAGAAACUUAUUUUCGGUUGCACAUUUUGUGAAGUCCAGUUUUCAAAGGUGCAUUCCUGCAGCUGUUUCUCGAACAGUAAACAACAUCACAACGUACAUUCUGUUUACAAGGAAUCCAUGCAUUCAACUAUUUUAUGGCUUUGUUAUUACUGGAGGGACUGCUAUAUACACCUUCAGGGUCAUCCCAUUCUUCGAUAAAAUCAAUGUAUUUAGCAUUGUUACGUAUAUACUUAUAGCCAUCAAUGUGACACUCUUUUGGAUUUGUUCCACCAGUGAGCCUGGUAUCAUUACAACCAUAGAUCAUGCUGAUUACAUGAAUGACUAUGAACCUGAUGGUGUAUAUUACACACAACCGGAAUGUUAUACAUGCAAGUUUAUUAAGCCAGCGAGGUCAAAACACUGCAGUAAGUACACAUAUAGAUUGUUUUGAGGUUCCUUUUAAUUCCAAGUAUGCCACUCUC